Dreissena polymorpha is the source of this 4208-nucleotide messenger RNA. RefSeq names its product hypoxia-inducible factor 1-alpha inhibitor-like. NCBI's taxonomy places the organism in Eukaryota, Metazoa, Mollusca, Bivalvia, Myida, Dreissenidae. Gene Ontology annotation, biological process: negative regulation of Notch signaling pathway; peptidyl-aspartic acid hydroxylation. Gene Ontology annotation, molecular function: ankyrin repeat binding; [protein]-asparagine 3-dioxygenase activity; peptidyl-histidine dioxygenase activity. The transcript is spliced from 8 exons. The coding region runs from base 30 to 1013 and encodes 327 amino acids. Gene Ontology annotation, cellular component: cytoplasm; nucleus. The record is from RefSeq and is a predicted model, not a curated record.
GUGUUUAGUACGGCAAAGUUUAGCGAAAAAUGGCGGAGUGCUUCCAAACAGAAACCGAAAAUAAGAAGCGAUUUACAAUACCAUUAAAGCAAAUACCAAGGUUUUCAGUCAAUGAUUCACAAGCGAAUGCUUUAAUAAAUAGUAGGGAACCGGUUAUUAUCACCGACACACACUUGGUUUCAUCUGCCUGUAACUGGGAUCUAGACUACUUGUCAAGGCACAUUGGUGAUGGCUUGUUUACUGUGUACCGCUCUAAGAGUCACAAGUUCAAGUACUACAGCGAUAAGAAGUCACUUGCCAUAAAAGAGUUUACACCACCUACCAGUCAAGAAGAAAUGCCAUUCCAAGAAUUUGUUAAUUUAAUAAAGAGCCACCCAAAGAGCUCUUCGGAACGAAUAUAUUUGCAACAAGCCCUGAACAAUUCUGUUGGUCCAAAGAUUGUUGAGCAGUUUGUCAACUUCAAUUGGUCCUAUGUGACGGGUCUACAGAGGAGCAAUAACUGGGGCCCGCUGACCUCCAACCUGCUGCUGGUCGGGAUGCCAGGAAACGUGACCCCUGUUCAUUAUGAUGAGCAAGAAAACAUGUUUGCCCAGAUCCGGGGCAGCAAACGGCUGGUGCUGUUCAAUCCUGACCAGUUUGAAAAUCUCUACCCCUACCCCGUACACCAUCCUCACGACAGACAGAGUCAGGUUGAUUUGGACAAUCCUGACCUAAAUCGCUUCCCCAACGUGACGCGGCUGUGCGGGUAUGAGGGCGUGGUUGGACCAGGGGAGGUCAUCUACAUACCUAUGUACUGGUGGCAUCAAGUGGAGUCAAUGACUGACUCUGAAGAAAAUAUCUCUGUCAAUUUCUGGUAUAUGGCUGGCAACAAUGAGAAGAUUGAGUACCCGCUGUCAGCCCAACAAAAAGUGUCCAUGACUAGAAAUAUUGAGAAAAUGAUCCUGCAAGCACUCAACGAUGCGGAUGAGGUGGCGCCAUUCAUGAGGAUGAUGGUGCUGGGGCGCUACACCUAGACCAAUCCAGUAUCGGACCUUGAAGUGGGGCCCCCUGAUAAUUCCAGAGGGAAUUCAUGAAUGAUUUGUUACACAGCUUCUUACUGACCCCAUACAGUGUUAAUAAAGCUGGAGCCCAAUAGAAAUGUACUACCCUGUACAACUUUGUGUGGGGUGUCAAUUAGUACCGUUAUUAACCCAGCAUUAAUGUAAUGAAAUAACUAAAGGUAACUAGACUGUAUUAUUUAAUAAACUCGUUAUCUUGUUAUUUUUUUUACGUCAUUCUUAUUUACUUUAAUAGAAUGACUUGAUAUGAAUCUGCACUGGCCGAAUUAUGAAAAAUAUUGAAAAAUACAUAUUUGCCACGUGAAUGAAAGCUUGAAAGCUUAAUAAUUUCUAUAAAUAUCUCUAUUUUAAAUAUCUAUUUUAGAAAUUUACAUGAUACAUCAUAGUACUAGCUAAAGUAAAUUAAGUUAUUUGUAUAGGUUAAUACAUCCCUUUAUGAACCGUGUCAAGAAUAGUCUUAAGAUAUUUUUGUUAAGUUAUAGCCUUGACCUUUUAUAUAUUUUGAAAGCACUUCCCUCAAUAUCUGACUAUUACGAAUUGAACAAACUGUUAUAAUCUCACAGCACAUAUAACAUACAGUUUCUUUUACAUGCAUGCAUUUCUAAUAUACGUUUAUGAAUUGAAACUAUUCUUAUUGGGUGGUAGGGUGACUAGGGGAAGUGUGUCAUAGUGACUUACUAGCCACACGUGAUAUGUUUCAUCUUUUGUUCUGCCUGUCUUUAAGGUAGGUCGAAUAAUUGACUUGUGUACAAUAUAAUUUUUAAUUAUCACAUACUGGUCAUGCAUGUCUUUUAAACUAAAAAUUGAAUUGAUUGAUUGAUUGAUUGAUUUCGGUAUGGAAUACACAUACAUGGACAUUUAAAACAACAUGUAUAAUACAGAAUAGUAGAACACAUGAGAAUAAAUAAGCCAUGACAUGCACACCAAACACCAAGGAUUACACAAAAAAGAGCGACUCUUAUUUCCAUUGUGGUCCUUUGUGCUGGUGGCAUGACAUAGAGAGCUUUUAACUUAGAAAAAGUAGUUAUUAAACAUUGACCUUAUAAUAAAGUUCAUAUGAGUACACAUUGUUAAAUUGUUGAAAUCACUUAAUUUUCAAUAAAAUUGUUUUGUAAUAUAGAUAAUUUGAUUCUAACACACAUUUAAUGUUUUCCCACCAAAAGGAUGGCUGAACAGAUUGAUAGAAAAGAUAUGAACAAUCGAGGGUUCCUAGGGCACCAUCCUAGCAGUGACCUGUGAACAAUCGAGGGUUCCUAGGGCACCAUCCUAGCAGUGACCUGUUACUAAGAUAUGAACAAUCGAGGGUUCCUAGGGCACCAUCCUAGCAGUGACCUGUGAACAAUCGAGGGUUCCUAGGGCACCAUCCUAGCAGUGACCUGUUACUAAGAUAUGAACAAUCGAGGGUUCCUAGGGCACCAUCCUAGCAGUGACCUGUGAACAAUCGAGGGUUCCUAGGGCACCAUCCUAGCAGUGACCUGUUACUAAGAUAUGAACAAUCGAGGGUUCCUAGGGCACCAUCCUAGCAGUGACCUGUGAACAAUCGAGGGUUCCUAGGGCACCAUCCUAGCAGUGACCUGUUACUAAGAUAUGAACAAUCGAGGGUUCCUAGGGCACCAUCCUAGCAGUGACCUGUGAACAAUCGAGGGUUCCUAGGGCACCAUCCUAGCAGUGACCUGUUACUAAGGAGAUAUGUGAUAUGUAAAUAAUUCUGCCUUUAUUUUAUAGUAAAGACAUAAAACUCAAAGUUAUAAUUAUGUUCUUUCAGCGCAAAAUUUGAAUGUUAAUCUUAAAUUGUCCAAUAUAUGGAAACAGGCUAUUUCACGAAUUGAACGUUGAAUAAUUCUAAACUUGUGAACAAAGUAUCUUAUUUUGUCCUUGAGUUAACACCAAAAUUACGAAUAUUCAGAUUUUGAAACUUAUGCACCAUUGAAAAAUUUACAAAAAAGAAAGUUUGUCACAUUUCAUUUUUGAUUUCCAUGGGCUUAAGGCUUGGGUUUGCUUGAGCGAAUCUGGCUGUAUUAUUUCUGACCUUAUUUAUGGUAACUUUGCUUGUCUAAUGAGAAGAGUAUAUUGUUUCACAAAGUUGUAAACACAUGAAAAUUUACAAAUAUCAUGUUUUUUUCUAAUUGUUCUUUUUUGUAGUUGCAAGUAUGUAUAUUUUGACUUCUCAAUAUGUACUAUUAGAUUUGCUUUGCCAAAAUGGUUGAAUUUGUAUUACAAAUAUAAUAUAUUUAAUAUUUAGAAAUCAGAUUUCUUCAAAUGUAUUUUCUCAUAUUUAUUUAUAAUAAUUUUAUAUUACUUCUUUUACCAAGCUCUUUAAAUUUUAAGUAUGGUUCUUAAAAUAAUAAUCUGACCAAAUGUUGAUUGUUGUCACUAAAGUACAACUAUAGAUGUACCAUAUGAUCUUUGUGAAUACUGGCCCAGGCCACAGGAAUACUCAGCUGGGUAUGUAUUGACUUGUAUUCUCAAGUGAAUGGAACUGUAAACUAUUGAAAACAUGGCAAUAUUUUAUGCUGUUAUAAACAAAAAACAAAAUCAAAUGAAAGACACCAUAACUUGAAACAAAACAAUAUUGUAUAAUAUGUAUACAUUAUGCCUAUACAGACUGAAUAAAACAUUUAAAACUCUCAUGAACAAGUACAUGAAUAAGAAAACAAUUAAUCAAUCAUCGAGUUUACUGUGUGUUAGGGAGAUACAUCAUAAAUAUAUACAUGUAUCAGUACUGUAAUAGAUGAUUUAUUCUGCAGUGCAUUAUAAUAUUUGCCUAGUGUAAUUUUGUGUAAUAGUUUCUUUCUGUAUUUUAUUGUUUCUUUUACUUAAAUUUUACUUAAUCCUAACCAUAUUGUAUGGGAUGUUUGUUUUUUAUUGUUUUAAUUUUUAGUACUGUUGUGUGGUUCAUAUUGUAAACUGUCAUUUCAGGCAAUUACACAAAAUUAAUCUUAAAACGUCAAUCAAGCAUUCAUGAAUAUUUUUUUAAACAAACAUGAAAGUUGUUCCAUAUUAACACCUUGAAAUCGUUUCAUAAAACGUAUUAAGAUAAGAUCCUGAAAUAAAUACCGUACUUGUAAAUCUUGUGUAUGAUAUAUGUUACACAUAAUCAAAGCAACAUUUUUGUUAACAAAUUAAUUGUGCAAUAAAUGAAUAAAACAA